ACGCCCUUCAAUUCAGAAUGUCUGAGCAGCAGAGGAAGAGAGCAGCAAAGAAAGCCAUUACAGGGAACAUUUCCACUUUAAACGAUGCUCUCUCAUCAAAUGAGGCUGAUUUCCUUGCUGUAGUUAAUGCCUGUGUAGAAUGUGAAAUAGUUAACCAUGGGCAGCGGAGAGCCUUUCUUGAAUUGUGUGGGAAAACAUUACCGGCUAGAGUUCAAGAUUUUGUCACACAGAUCACUUCAGUGGUUGGGAUAUUACCAGAUUAUCUGGACGACUUUGUACUCAUACUGUUUAAUACUGAGUCUUUGCUUACUCAGAAUGCAGCCAAGGAAAUAGCUAAAAAAUAUGGAUAUAACUUGCCCAAAUACGAAUCCGCUGGUGGUUCAGUUGCUGACUCUGUUGGUCCGGCUCCCAAAUUGCUUAAGUAUGAGCCUGCUGGUGGCUCAGUUCCUACUGUUGUUUCUGACUCAGCAGUUGGUCCAUCUCCCAUUCAUACUACUAAUGCAGCAGGAAGUGCUCAAUCUUCAUCUCCACAACAAGAAAAAGAGGAAGUGACAUCUGAUGCAUGGGGUUUCGGAUCAAAAAAAGAGAAAAAGAACGAUGAAGAAAAAGCUGCAGAUGAUAUUGUGUACAAGUAUAAAGUCAAUGAGAAAGGAGAACGUGGAGUCGUGCUGAUUAUCAAUAACGUCUACUUUAAAGAGAAAGAUAAAGCUGAUCGUGAAUCAUCAAAUGAAGAUGCUAAAAGAUUAAAAGAAUUAUUCGAUGGUCUUCGCUAUCAAGUGAUAGUUCAGGAAGAUUUAGAAGCCGCUGAAAUAAAGACAAAAGUUAGUGCAAUUGCUGCUGGGGUAGUAACCAAGAAACACGAUAGUUUCAUAUGUUGCAUUCUGUCUCAUGGCAAUCCAAAGGGGAUUGAAGGAGUUGAUGGUGAGACUGCUACUGUGCCUGAAUUGGCUAAUAUUGUAAAUUCUAAGGAAUGUUCAGCACUUCAUGGAAAGCCCAAAAUAUUUUUCUUUCAAGCUUGUCGAGGAACUGAAGUACCAGAGCCUUCAACUGCUGAUUCAUCUGUGCCAUGGCCUCCAAAAGAAGAAGAGAUGGUUGCUGAUGGUAUUGCUCGAGCAUUACCACCAGAGGCUGAUUUCUUGUUUGGUUUUAGCACUUCUGAUGGUAACGUUGCUGCAAGAGGUGUCUACACUGGUUCACAAUAUAUAAAAGCAUUGUGUGAAUUUAUUUCCAAGCAUUCUUCAAGGCUUAGUCUUUAUGAGCUCUUACUUCUUGUUAAUUACAAAGUAUCAGAGAAUCCUAUUGAUUAUAAGAUGUCGUACAAGUAUCAUCAAAUGCCCGAGAUCAGAAGCACUUUGAGGGGAAAAUUUUACUUUAAAAAGUAACUUGAAUGUUUUAUGUUUUGUUAUUUUGCAGCUGAAAGAUUUUAGUGUGCAUUUUUUCAUUAUACUUUUGUAAUGCUACUCUUAAAUACUUUUUAGAGUAUAAUUUUUAUUUUUUUAUUGCUAUACAUUCCCUUCAAUGCUC
This is a messenger RNA of Amphimedon queenslandica, 1524 nucleotides long. RefSeq names its product caspase-3-like. Gene Ontology annotation, molecular function: cysteine-type endopeptidase activity. Bases 18 to 1382 code for a protein of 454 amino acids. The transcript has 4 exons. Gene Ontology annotation, biological process: proteolysis. The record is from RefSeq and is a predicted model, not a curated record. NCBI's taxonomy places the organism in Eukaryota, Metazoa, Porifera, Demospongiae, Haplosclerida, Niphatidae.